GAUGGGAGUGAAAAUCUAACAAUUUGCCCUUAUUUAUCUGCUUAGAACCGAUGAGGACCACCAAUAUGACAAGUCGUACAAAAUUUUCUCUGAGAUAAUCAUCCAGCAACGAAUUAUCAAGAACCAUGAGAUUUUAAGGAUGACCAAGUUACUUCAGUUGUUUUCAAAAAUUGUUAAGAAGCAUGAAGGCCUUGAAAUGACAAAUUACAGAACUGAUCAACUUAAGUACCGUUUAAGGAAGGACUUUCCACAGUUAUGCUUCCAUAAACCAUAUCGUAGAAAUCAAGCUGAGAUGGUGUUUACAGAGGAGUUGACUACCGGUAAUGUUCUGGAUCUUCUUUCCACCUCUGAGGAGGAAUCAUCUCCUGUUGACAGCUCAGAAGUAGAAAAUGAGUCGGAAGAAAUCAGGCCUAAAUUGUCUCAUAUGGAUCAAGAAAAACAAAGAACAAUUUACAAUGCAGGUACCAUUGUGUAUAAUGCUAUAAAAGCUUCACCCACUAUGAGUUCCCCAUGGCCCCCAACAGCUGAAGAUAUUAACCUUGAUGCAGUCAAGGAGAUGGUUCCAUUUCAACUCUAUAACUUAAUUGCUUGGUGUGUCCGUGCCACAGAUGAACCAACCCUGACAUCAUACGUUGAUGUUUCAAGUGAAAGCCACCUGAAACUUUUAUCAAUUUGUCAAGAUAUUGUGUACCUUACAUCAAAGGGGAAAAAGCAAACUCCAAAGUCUCUUGGUCUUGGUUUGACUGUCAGACAUCUGACAGGAUCAUCUCAGGUUUUAAAAUUGUUAAACAAGUAUGGUCAUUGUGCUUCGUGGGAUACAAUUCUUGGUUUGGAAACCAGCCUUGCCCAACUUCAGCUGUUAAAUACUAAUGCAAUUCCAAACGGAUUUGCUAAGCACACACCAACCACUCUCGUUUGGGACAAUAUAGAUUUUGGUGAGGAAACCUUGUCAGGUCAUGGAACAACACAUCAUACAAAUGGCAUAAUGUUGCAGAGUAGAAUUUGUAAGUUAACCUCCAGAUCAGACACAGUAACCAUCAGGAAAGGCAUUCGCUCUUUUAAGCCAGCUCCUUCAACUUUGGAAAUUUACCAUCGCACAAAAAGGCAAGGUCCGAAGAAGCUUGGUCACCAGUCACAACUAAACAAGAACACUUAUAAGCCCAAGCUUCUUCCAGCAUUCAGGACAGACCUAGCAUUUAUAUUUGCAAAGUAUGCUGAUGAAGAACCUGUUACAGUUCCCGGAUGGACUGGUUUUAAUAUGGUAGUUAAGGGUGAAAUGACUCUGGAGCAAUCAGCCAUUCACUAUUUGCCAGUAAUCGAAGCUUCACCAACAGAAAUGAAUACUGUCAAAACCAUCCUGGAGAAGAGUCUUGCUAUGGCUGACCGUCUUGAGGUUGACCAUGUUGUGUUGGUUUUUGAUCAAGCAAUUUAUGCUAAAAUCCAAGAGAUUCGCUGGAACAAUGAAGAGUACAAGCAACGUACUGUCAUACGUUUAGGUGAACUACACACCUGCAUGUCAUUCUUAGGUGUGAUUGGCCGAAGAUUUAAAGAUGCUGGGUUGCAUGACUUGUUGAUAGAAGCGGAAAUAAUUGCACCUGGUUCGAUUAAUGGGGUUCUAAAUGGCCACCAUUAUAAUAGGAGCAUAAGGGCUCAUAAACUUCUAUUUGAAGCUCUUCAGAGAGUGAGGUUAAUUAUGUUCCUUGAAUCGUUGCCAGCUACAGAGGCACAUAAAUAUGCCAAACUAAUAGUUAAUGUGAAAGAAUUGUACACUUCGGAAUCAUUCAAUGAAAUGUUGUGCUCUGAAGAACUAAACCUGUUCAUGACAGAGUAUGAUGACUUCAUAACCAAGCAAGGUGAAUCAUGUCCAACUUUUAGCCUGUGGAACUCAUACAUUGAUAUGGUUCAGAUACUUCUGACAUUCAUAAGAGCAACACGUGAGUCAGAUUGGGAUUUGCAUUUGGCUGCUCUUCGUUAUAUGAUGCCAUGGUUCUUUGCCUAUGACAGAAUGAAUUACGCCAGAUAUCUUCCUGCCUACUGGUUGGAAAUGGUGAAUUUGCCCAACUCGCACCCAGAGUGUCACAAAGAAUUGUCAACAACUGGACAAUGGACUGUGCAGCGGCAACAAAGGCACCCAUUUGCAUCAAUUGCAUGUGACCAGGCCAUUGAACAAACAUGUAAUCGGGAUUCCAAGACAAAUGGUGGAAUUACUAGCUACACUCUAAACCGUGGAGCAGUGCAGAGAUGGAUUUUAUCCCAACCACAGCGAGCCGCUAUCACAAGACAGUGUGAGAUGAUGGGAGGGGUAUUUACUGAUGGCAGGAAGCCCAAAGACUUAGAUCAGUCAAAGACAAAGAGAGAUACGAAUGCGGUGAUGGCAAUUAUGUCCACUCUCGACAGCAUGGUUAACCCCUUUGAUUCCUCAAAUGACGAGUUGGUAUGCUUUAGCUCUGGAGUCGUUGCAACUGAUGCAGUUAAAAACGAUCUAAGCAAGGCCUUAGAUCAAGGUGAAGAAGCAGCAACUAACUACAUCAAAGGUUGUCUAAUUGACAAUGAAUUUGACAUGCAUGCCCCCAUUAAGAAUAUGAAGUUAAAAACUUUUUCAGAGAACAACCAACUGCUACGAACUAAAUCUGGAAAAGCAGUUUCCGCAAAAAGUGACAGAAAACUAUUUGCACGUCUACUGAUUGCUGGACAGACCCGUAAAAUUGAUUUGCCUGAGAUAUUGUCAUAUUCACUUGGUAAUGUGUCAUUUCCACUGGCCAACUUUGAUGGAUCACUUGCCAAGACUAACAAGUCAGCUCUACUUCAUGCCAUUGAAAUGACAGCUGGUGAUUGUCUAAUUGAUAGACCUCCAGAAAAUGCUGCAUUAAUGAUUGAUGGAAUGGCAUUAAUCCAGUCCAUACGGGAUGUCCCCAAAACAUUUGGAGAAUUGGCUGAUGAUAUUCUAAAACAAAUCAUCAAUCUUGCUGCAAAAUACAAAUGCUCACGUGUAGACUUUGUUACUGACAGAUAUCCUUCUAUAAGCAUUAAAAAUGUUGAGCGUUUACGGAGGGCAGAGAGUGGAACACAGAAGGUUCAAAUUUACAGCAAGGACCAGAAGACUCCAAAACAAUGGAAAAAGUUUCUGUCUGAUGGAACCAACAAGGAAGCCCUCGUUGAAUUUCUUUUUCUUGUCUGGAAAGAUGUUAAUUUGAAGCUUGUGUAUGACAUCGCAAUAUAUUUUACACAUGGUGAGGAGUGUCACAUUCUGGAAAACAAAAAUAGUGUCAGUACAUCGUGGCCAUGUGAUGACUUAAAGUGUGACCAUGAGGAAGCAGAUACACGGUUACUUCUUCAUGCAAAGCAUGCUUCUAAAUAUUGCAAAGAUGUAAUCAUCAGAAGCCCAGACACAGAUGUAAGCAUAAUAGCACUGUCACUUAUGGAUAAAUUAGCUUCUAAUCUUUUCUUUCUGACUGGUACAGGGAGGAAAAGUCGAAUCAUAGAUCUGCAGAAAGUUGCAUCUGUGUAUAAUCCUUCUGUUCGAGAAGCUUUGAUCGGACUCCAUAUUUUCACUGGAUGUGACUCAACAAGUGCUUUCUAUAGUAAAGGUAAAAAGAAAGCACUUGCAAUUGCUCAGGAGAAUACAGAUUAUUUAGAUGCAUUUACAGAUCUUGGCAGGCACUUUGACUUAAAGCAAGAAACCAUCUCAAACCUUGAAACAUUUGUAUGCAAGCUCUAUGGACAGGUUACUACAAAUGUUAAUGAUGCCAGGUACAAAAUUUUCUGUUUAUCCUCAGCAUCGGAACAGAGCCUACCACCAACAAAGGAUGCAAUGAUUCAACAUUGUAAACGGUGUAAUUACCAGGCUGCUAUUCAUAGGAGAUCCUGUGUACAGUGGAUUAGUGCCCCAUCCCCAGUUGGCCAUGGAUGGCAAAUGACAGAGGAUCUGCUUACCAUCACAUGGAUGACAAAUGCACCUGCUCCAGAAGUACUUUUACAGUCAGUUAAUUGCAGCUGUAAAGUUGGUAAAUGCCAAAAAGGAAGAUGUUCUUGUUUAGGCUCAAACCUGCCUUGCACUGACUUGUGCAAAUGUAAAGAUUGCCAGAAUACAAACCUACCUGCUGUAGAAUCAAUAGAAGACUUCAAUCAAGACUUUGAUGAUGAUGAUGAUGAUGAUUAUGAUCUAUAGAUUUCAGAACCACCUUUUUGGAAUGUCUAUCUCUCAAUACCCGAUAAAAACAUGUUCAUUACAUGACCAAGGCUACAUAGAUUAGCAACAUCAAUCUUAAAUUCUGUUUAAACAUAUACAUAUACAUGUACAUUUAUAUUCUACUUCAUAAAUGAUUUAACAAUUUCGUAUAUAUUAUGUUUAUUU
Anneissia japonica is the source of this 4354-nucleotide messenger RNA. RefSeq lists its product as uncharacterized. The transcript is spliced from 2 exons. Lineage: Eukaryota; Metazoa; Echinodermata; Crinoidea; Comatulida; Comatulidae. The record is from RefSeq and is a predicted model, not a curated record. The coding region runs from base 140 to 4168 and encodes 1342 amino acids.